AUGCUCCUACCACGCGCCGCGGCCCUCCGAGGCGCUGCUCUCCUCGUCGCCAUAGUCAUCCAGAUCGCGCCAAUUCAAGCAGCGAAACAAUGCUACUGGAUGGACGGGACGAUAACCGACAGCGUCGUCCAGCCGUGCAAUCCCGAUGCCGAAGUCAGCCCCUGUUGCGCCCUGAACAAGGCCAAGCCCGACCUCUGCCUCUCCUCGGGGCUCUGCUACUCCCAAGACUCUGGCGUCGAGGGGUUCCUCUACUCGGACGGCUGUACGGACCGGACCGGCGAGGACGAGAAAUGCCCGCAUUUUUGCAUUGACCGGUCGGCAAAAUGGAAGGCGUACAAUGUGCUGCAGUGCGAGGCUGGAAAUGCCGGCAGCCAGUUCUGCUGCCGCACGUCGAGCGACAACACGAAUUGCUGCGGCAACAAGACUGCCAUCCUGAGCACGUCGAUAGGAAGCAUCGUCUUCCCCACGAAGACGGCCUCGGCUGGAGGAUCUUCGACAUCAUCGACGGCAAGCGCCACAGCAUCGACGACGUGCAGCCCGGCCAAGAUAGACAGCGCUACGAACAACGAGUGCCCCAAGGACAACACUGCCAUGGUGGGAGGAGCCGUUGGUGGAGUACUCGGCGCCGCUCUCCUCGUCGCGCUGGGUGCCAUAGCCGUGCUGUGUAUGCGCAGACCGAAGGACCAUAGCCAGGAGGUCGUUCAGCCCGACCAGAGUGCCCAGUACACUCCCAACCUCUACAAAGAGUCUCCUCCGGGAUAUCCUCAAACAGCUAGUAGUCGCGGCAUGGAACCCUCCCCCAUGGGCAUUGAGAGCGUUCAUGUCCACGCGCAGGAGCUCCCGGUGCGGCAGGUGCACGAGGUGCAGGGAGACCUGGCCCGAGAACGCGACUCGUAG
Molecule: messenger RNA, 897 nt
Organism: Purpureocillium lilacinum
Lineage: Eukaryota; Fungi; Ascomycota; Sordariomycetes; Hypocreales; Ophiocordycipitaceae
Source: RefSeq, a predicted model, not a curated record